Molecule: messenger RNA, 657 nt
Organism: Callorhinus ursinus (northern fur seal)
Lineage: Eukaryota; Metazoa; Chordata; Mammalia; Carnivora; Otariidae
Gene: BHLHA9
Product: basic helix-loop-helix family member a9
Biological process (GO): regulation of transcription by RNA polymerase II; developmental process
Molecular function (GO): RNA polymerase II transcription regulatory region sequence-specific DNA binding; protein dimerization activity; DNA-binding transcription factor activity, RNA polymerase II-specific
Source: RefSeq, a predicted model, not a curated record
AUGCACCGAGGCGCGCCAGGACCAGGCCUCAGAGGCCUCAAGGGGGCCGAGGGCUCCUCUGAGGACUUGGGGGGCUCUUGCCUGGAGGCCGGGAGGAGCUUUGGGGUGCUGAGGGAGAACGGCGAGGCCGAGGAGGCGGCGGGCAGCAGGAAGCGCGCCCGGCCGGUGCGCUCCAAGGCGCGGCGCAUGGCGGCCAACGUGCGGGAGCGCAAGCGCAUCCUGGACUACAACGAGGCCUUUAACGCGCUCCGCCGGGCGCUGCGGCACGACCUGGGCGGCAAGAGGCUCUCCAAGAUCGCCACGCUGCGCAGGGCCAUCCACCGCAUCUCGGCGCUCUCCCUGGUCCUGCGCGCCAGCCCCGCGCCCCGCUGGCCCUGCGGGCACCUGGAGUGCCACGGCCAGGCCGCGCGCGCGGGGGGCAGCGGGGAUGCGGGCUCCAGCCCGCCGCCGCCCGCCCCGCCGCCCGCCGGCCCCUUCGCGCCGCGCUGUGCCUCGUGCUCCCCGCACACGCCCCCGGGACGGCCCCGGGCGGUGGCCGAGGCUCCGGGCGCGGCCCAGGCGUCCACGGGAAGCUGGCGCAGAGGUCCCGGGGCUCCCUUCGCCUGGCCGCGGGGGCACCUGCGUGCGGGCCCCGGGCUGGGCUUCCAGCACUGCUGA